UUUGACCAUCGUGCUAUACGUAUCGAGGCUACUCAACUUUAUCAAGUCGUCAAGAUGUCUGGACGUGGCAAAGGUGGUAAAAUAAAGGGCAAAGCGAAGAGCCGUUCCAAUCGAGCUGGACUGCAAUUUCCCGUGGGUCGUAUUCAUCGGUUAUUGAGGAAGGGAAAUUACGCGGAACGCGUCGGUGCCGGUGCUCCGGUUUACCUGGCCGCGGUAAUGGAAUAUCUCGCCGCUGAAGUAUUGGAAUUGGCUGGAAAUGCAGCACGGGAUAAUAAGAAAACGAGAAUCAUUCCAAGACACUUGCAGCUUGCCAUUCGCAAUGACGAGGAAUUGAACAAGCUGUUGUCUGGUGUAACCAUCGCUCAAGGUGGUGUCUUGCCGAACAUUCAAGCUGUGCUAUUGCCGAAGAAGACUGAAAAGAAAGCGUAAUCAUAAAUUGGCAAUGUGAGACAACAACUUACGAUGGUUGACUGCGGAUCCACAAUAUCACAAAUGGCCCUUUUCAGG
Messenger RNA from Cataglyphis hispanica, 507 nucleotides. Its product is annotated as histone H2A-like. Gene Ontology annotation, cellular component: nucleosome. The record is from RefSeq and is a predicted model, not a curated record. The transcript has a single exon. Gene Ontology annotation, molecular function: structural constituent of chromatin; protein heterodimerization activity; DNA binding. The coding region runs from base 55 to 429 and encodes 124 amino acids. NCBI's taxonomy places the organism in Eukaryota, Metazoa, Arthropoda, Insecta, Hymenoptera, Formicidae.